GAUUUCGUCUUCUGAAUAUCCAAAAAUAAAUCAACAAAAACAAAUGGUUGCUUCGACAGACGUUUUUGCAGUUAUCGCGCGUGCAUCUUCAGCUGAUUUUGACAAUUAUUAGGUGGCAAUGGUGGAGAUAAAAAGUCUGCCCUUGCUGCAGGAUGCCAGGUUUAUUGUUAUUGAUGAAGGUGUCGAAGUGCUGCAUGGGACAGAUCUCGUUGCAGGCUGGCUGAACAUGUGGAAAAACACCGGCUCCACUCAUUCCACAGAUUUAUUACUAUUUUCAGAUCCGAAAAUAGCGUUUGAUCACUGGACAGAGAUGUUUGGGGAAAAAUGCUUGAGAGUUCAUGAUUAUUACACACAAGAUAUCGAUGAUAUUUAUAAUCUGCAGACUGUAGAUCUGAAGGGGAUCAUGCAGAGGUUCGCCUCUGGGAAGGAAUCAACAGUCAUCAUCAAUUGUCUGAGUAGUUUAAUUCUGUCAGUUGGUCUGGCUGAAGCUGCAAGAUUCGUGGAGAAGCUGGGGACCCAGGUCUCUCAAUUAAUCUGUAUCUAUCGAAGAGAUUUUGGUAUCAACAGAAUUCCAGCGGUAGAAACCCUGGGUAGUACGUACGUUCGGCUCGAUAAAUCCAGCACGAACUCCUGGUGUGACAUCAAUUAUGAAAUAUCUGUUACACAUCGUAAACAGGGAGGCGGAAUUAUCAAACAUCAUGUGGUGAUUACUCAGGAUAUUUCCACGUACGAGAUAAAAUCUGAGAAAAUUCCAGUGCAGACUCCAAAAAAUCCUCAGACAUCUCCAAUGAAACCCCAAGCGACAUUCAGAUUAGACAUGAAUUCUCGCGAGCUAGAACAGAAAAAUGAAACCCCUCUGCCUUAUAUAAUCAAUAACGACAGGAAUUCGACGAACGAAUCGAAAAUUCUCUAUGUACCUGACGACAUUGAUGACCUGGACGAAGAAGAUCCCGAUGAUGAUCUGCCAUUUUGAUUUCAAGGAAUUCAUAAUAAAGAAGACUAUUCAAC
Messenger RNA from Fopius arisanus, 1008 nucleotides. RefSeq names its product Elongator complex protein 5 (gene Elp5). Gene Ontology annotation, biological process: tRNA wobble uridine modification. The transcript has 2 exons. Gene Ontology annotation, molecular function: tRNA binding. NCBI's taxonomy places the organism in Eukaryota, Metazoa, Arthropoda, Insecta, Hymenoptera, Braconidae. The record is from RefSeq and is a predicted model, not a curated record. Gene Ontology annotation, cellular component: elongator holoenzyme complex; cytosol; nucleus. The coding region runs from base 119 to 973 and encodes 284 amino acids.